AACUGAAAGUCUGAAAUCUGAAAAUCCCAAACUCUCGCCCCCAUUGAAUGCUUCUCUCUCACCGUCUCUCUAUAUCGCCGCUUUUCAGGGUUUAUAGGUUUCUGAGCGAUAAUUGCGAUUCUUGUGUUGCUGCUACAGGAAAAUAAACACGAUGCCGACUCUACAAGGUUCUUUGCCUCCUGAGCUCGCUAACAAUGUUGUUAGGUUGUACCGAGAAUGUCUUCGUAGAGCUACAUUCAUUGGUAAGCAGCAACACAACACUGAGCUGGUGGUUGGUAUGGUGAGGCAACAAUUUAAGAAACACAUGAAUGAGACUGACCCCGAGAAGAUUCACAAGUUAAAGGACGAUGCUGCUCGGGGACUCAUCAACCACAUGUUGUUUGAGUCAGAGAAGCUAACAGGACGCAAGGUUAGCCAGAGAUCCUGAUCCAGCCUCGUUGCAGACUCUCUUCGUUAUGCUCCUGUCUGGUUCCAUUGUAGUCUUGUAAUGGCAGCUAGUUUGGCUUUUAAUAAAAGAGUUUGUCGUCGAGUGACGAGCAGCUUCAAUGAUUACAAACUUUGAUGAUCAAGUGGUUCAUGGUUGGAAUCAUACAGUUCUUCCACU
Messenger RNA from Brassica oleracea var. oleracea, 604 nucleotides. RefSeq lists its product as uncharacterized. Bases 152 to 427 code for a protein of 91 amino acids. The transcript has 5 exons. The record is from RefSeq and is a predicted model, not a curated record. Lineage: Eukaryota; Viridiplantae; Streptophyta; Magnoliopsida; Brassicales; Brassicaceae.